Formica exsecta is the source of this 4989-nucleotide messenger RNA. RefSeq names its product protein zyg-11 homolog B-like. The coding region runs from base 851 to 3220 and encodes 789 amino acids. The transcript has 10 exons. Gene Ontology annotation, cellular component: Cul2-RING ubiquitin ligase complex. The record is from RefSeq and is a predicted model, not a curated record. NCBI's taxonomy places the organism in Eukaryota, Metazoa, Arthropoda, Insecta, Hymenoptera, Formicidae.
GAAUCGAGAAAUUGACAUUUAUUCUAAUUCUCGUGUAGCGGCCAAAAUCAGCUGACGACGAAUCGGCCCAAUCGGCCGUCAGCCGAGAUAAAACGAUUCGCUUUAUUGCGCUAUCGUCGCGCGUGUGCGUCUCAGUAGUGUGCGUUGCAAUAUAAUAAUAUAAUAAUAUAUGCAACACAAAUCGGUGUGAUUGUACUGCGCCGCACCAAUGACGACGACGACGACAACGAUGACAGUUGUGCUCUUUUUUUGGUCUGUUUUGACAUUUGACGAGUCAAUAUGGCAUCCUCGUCACAGAUGAGAGUCCGCAAUCUUUCGCGGUUAUUUUAGAGGGCUUUAUUCUCGCUAUUCCGCAAAGUCGCGUGUCGUAUUUGGACUCGGUAUUAAAUACUUCUGGCAGGGAAAUUCGACAAAUGACGCGAUUUCGGAUUAAUCGCGGUUAUCCUUGAUUUUAACACAAUCCUCGCGAUAGGAAUGUUUAGUCAGUAUAUUAGUUCUCCACUUCCGCGUAUUAUUACGUAAUCAUAAUAUUUAAAACACUAUCACAUCCGAGCGAUACUGGCAAGAAUAUGCACUUUCCUCCAUUGAUGUUCUGUUUUGAUUAGGAAAGUGCCCGAGAAAGUUUACAGUUUCUUUUAUACAAUUAAUUCGUGCACCAUUCACGUGACGUUAUUUUGACAUACGUUUUGACACGGAAGAAAAUUCUUCCGUUUUAUAUCAUCCUAUUUGACAUCAUAUGAUCUAAUAUGCGCGGGUACGAGAUUGUGAAUACACAGAUGACUAAUGUUGUAUGAAAAGUCAAUAGAGUAAAAAAGGACCAGAAAUUGUUAAAUGACAGCAGAAAUAUAAAAUGUUUGAAUCUCCAAGAAGUCUCCAGGAGGUUUGCAUCGAUUUCAUCUGCGGUAACGUUCUAGGCUUGUGCGAGGUUCAUCUCGGUGAUACAAGUCUACAUUCUUCCACUACUCCUAAUAGUACCAUUGUUUCCGAUCAACAAGAUGUCUGUACAUUGAAUAGUAAUAGUGCAGAAGUUGCUUUUGAUACUACAAUAGGUAGAACAUUAUCUAAUGAUGCUCCCUCCAACUCUGCAACUCGGCUUACCUUUAAGCAUCCAGACGCCUUUUUGCCGGCCGAAGUGUCGGAGCAAUUAUUAUCCAACCUGUGUGAAAAAAAAACUUUGUCCGACUUGACAAUUACACUUUUUGACUCCAAGACCACUAGAUUAAGGCAUGUACGACUGAAAGACGCGUCGACAUUAUCAGCUAAAGGCUUAAGUGUUCUUAAGCAACAUAAAGUUAUAGAUUUAAUAGUAAAUGGACUUAAAAUAACUGUUAAUGAUUUAAUUAGUUGUUUAGGUGAUUGGAGUAUACAAAAUCUUAGGUCGCUAAGUGUAGCUAAAGGAAGCUUUAUGGAUUUUUCAAGACAACGCAUGGUAGAUAUUGCAACAUUAAACAAAUUAAAGGCGCUUCACACCUUGAAUGUCUCAGGGACAGAAUUUAAUAAACAUGGUUUGGACAUAGUAGUCGAAGAUCUUCCCCUUUUAGAGAGCUUAGAUAUAUCUUGUACAAGAGUUGAUGAUAUAACACCGUUAAGAAAAUGUAAAGAUCGUUUAAAGACAUUAAAUAUGUACAAUUUAAAAAUAAGUGGGUGUGGAAGUUUAAUACCAGUAUUACUGGAGUUAAAUGAAUUAAGGCAUUUAGACAUUUCCGAUGAAAAAGAUCCACAUGGUUUUGAAGUUUUUGCACCAGCUAGGCCAAAAAUAACAGAUUUUCUAAGAGCUCUUAAUUGUAUGCCUUAUUUGACGACUUUAGAUUUGUCGGGUAAAGAUGAUAUAAAUUCGAAAGAUUUAAAAAAUUUUAUUGCAUCACAUGCACAUUUGAGGUUUCUGGGACUGGUGCAUUCUGAUGCUUGUUAUGAUGAAAGUUUCAUAGAUUCGACACAUGAAGAUUAUAGACCCGAACUUGUUAUUAGUGGUACAGCAACAGAAUGUCAAAUUUUGGAAGCUCUUAGAAGAUAUACAUACAGGCCAAUAUAUCUUCAAAAGUGUUUAUUUAAUUUAUUUCGUUUAACACCAAAUUUUCUCGAACCACGAGUCGAUGUGAUAAAAUUAGUGUUACCUGGAAUGAGAGAGCAUCCACAAGAAUUCCGUGUACAAAUGGCAGCUACUGCGUGUAUCUAUAAUCUCACUAAGGGUGAAUUAGCUCUUAUGAUUCAUCCAUCAAUACUUAAACAGAUAGUUGAAUUAACAUUAUUAGCAAUGGAAUCAUAUCCGACUAAUCAUCAACUUCAGAAAAACACACUAUUGACUUUAUGCAGCGAUAGAAUCUUACAGGAUGUUGCAUUUGACAAAUAUAGAUGUGCAAGAUUAGUUAUGAAUUGCUUAUCAACAUUUGAUGAUGCAUCUAUGAAUCGUAUGUCUGUGGCCAUUUGCUCAAUAUUAGCAGCAAAGAUAUCGACUGUGGAAACAUCUAUGCUAGGUGCACAACCACAAUACAUGUUGAAAUUGCUUUCAAUGGUUAGAUCUAAAGUCGAAUCUAAACUAGUAGAUAUUACAAUGAAAUUUACAUUAAGCGCUCUAUGGAAUUUAACGGAUGAAAGUGCUAUUACAUGUAAAGUCUUUCUCGAUGAAGGUGGAAUGGAAUUAUUUCUUGAAGUGUUGGAUAGCUUUCAAGGAGAAUCUAGUGUAGAAACUAAAGUUCUUGGUCUGUUAAACAAUAUUGCAGAGGUUGAUCACUUGAGACCACGGCUUAUGCAACCACGAUUUAUAAAAAUGCUUUCUAUGCUGCUCGAUUCUGAGCACAUUGACGUAUCCUAUUUCGCAGCUGGUAUUGCUGCACAUUUGCUUAGUGAUGGUCCUCGAUCUUGGCAUAAUAUGCCAUUGCAACCGAGUAGAGAGCAGUUAUUGGACCAACUGGUUCAUGCUGUAACUCAUUGGCAAACACCACAAGGAGAAAUGGUUGCCUAUCGUAGCUUUCAACCAUUUUUUCCACUAUUACGUUGUACAGAUGCAUAUCCUGUUCAGCUCUGGGCAGUAUGGGCAAUUCAUCAUGUAUGCACAAAGAAUCCAAAACGCUACUGUGUAAUGUUAAUUAGGGAAGGAGGAGUAGAAACGUUAAAACAACUUGAAAAGACAUAUACAGGAUAUACAAAACAAGCGACCUUCACAAUUUUUUUGGAAAGUUUAUGUCAAUCAAUUUUGGAAACCCUUGAAUUAAAUUCUUAACAAUAACUCUGUUGCUUUUCAAAAUCUAAAAAUUAAAUAUCAUGAUAUGCUAGUCAAUGUCUAUUUUAGUGCAAACCUUUAUCCUGUUCUUUAGACCAAAUAAAUAUGAAAAUUAUAUGGCCAUAUGGCCAUAUUUAUCAGAAAGACAGAUUGCAAUCAAACUACAAAUAAAUCCAAGAUAUUUUAAUCGCAGUUGAGUUAAUAUUUCGAGGUAUGUGCGUUUGUGUGUAUGUGUGCGUGUGUGUGUGCUACACUCAUUAGAUCUGAAUUGAAGAUCUGAAUUGAAAAAUAAAUAUAUCUCUAUGUUACACAGAGUGUGUUAUCUUUUAUAAAAUUGACACUGGAAAAACAUUCAAAUUACUUAGUAGUAAUUGUAUGGAAUAAGUUAUAAUUUUUCAUAGAUACUAACGGAUUUAUAACUUUAAAAUAAAUCGCAAAAUACUCUAAUUCUAAUAAUACAAUAGAGUUUCCUUACUGAUUUUUACACCAUUCUCUGUUAUUUAGCAUUUUUCUCCUUUCAUGCUGCUUUAUUAUUACAUAUUUCAUAUUUGCCUUAUUAUGUGAUUGAGUGUAGAGUGAGAAAGCAAAGAAACAUAAAAGGAGAGGUACACGCACACACACAGUCACGUAAUCAUGUAAAUGUGAAGUGGCGUAAAAAAAGAAACAGUAAAUUAGAGAAUAAUCAAUAUAAGGACCCUAUCAUAACUUGAAAAAAUGGGAAUACGCGAUUUAAAAAAAAAAAAGCAAAAAAUCUGCAUGCCUGCUGCGAAUUUAUUCUUUUGAACAAUUUGUAUUAUUAUUAAUACUUAUUAAUCUUUACAGUAGUUCUUAAAAUUUUAUUUAUAAAUUUAUUUUAUAUAUACAUAUAUAUAAAACUUGCAAAAAAUCGCAGAAUAAUCAACAUAGUAAUAUGUUUGUAAUGUUCCGAGAUAUAUUUAUAUUUUUAUGUUUUAUUCAAUAAAUGAUGAAUGUUGGACUUAGAUAUGACUUUGAGAUUCUAGUCUAAUUAGUAACUUAACUACUUUCUUAAAUUAAAUGAGUUAUUAAUUAUAUUCAAAUUAGAGAUAUAAUAAUCAGUACGUGUUUGUGUGUCAAGAAAAGAUCAAUAUAUUAAUUGUAUAAAUUAACUAUUUUAUGUAGUGUUUGCAAUUUUAAUGAAAAUUUUAUUAAUAACUGGUUGAAUAACUGAUUUAAUAUGUUGACACUUAUCUCCCAUAAAAAAUAUAUAGUUUAAGGAUUAUUUUUGGAUACUAAUAUCUGGUUAGAAUAUAUUUGAUAUAAUCUGAAAAUUUAGACUAGGAUCUCGUGUGAAUUAUAUAUACACAUAUAAUUAAUUGUAUAUAUUUUCUAGAAGAUUAUGCUAAUCUUUGUUUUAAUGUAAUUUAAAAAAUUAUGGGAUAUAUAUGUGUGAUAGUUUUGAAAUAAUUAUUAUUUUAUUAAAUGUAUCAUACUUUAAUACUACAAAUUCAGAUCUUCAAUCUAUUUUAUUAAUAAUUAUUACUUAACGGUGUCUUCAUUAUUAAAUAUUGAUAAAAACAUCUUGAAAAUUAAUUAUGCAUCACAUGCCUUCAGAGAUUAUACAAAAAAUCAGAAUUUGUAUUAUAAUAAGAAAGAAAUAUACAUAUUAAUAUUUAGAUUAUAUCUGUUAUUAAAAUAUUACAAAUUUAUAUGAACAAAAUUUAUUCUUCUGAUUAUUACAUGUUGACAUCUAAAAUGUAAAGAACGCCAGUUUGGAUGAUACUGAAUGUUAAAUAAACAUGCUACACCAU